Molecule: messenger RNA, 2423 nt
Organism: Anolis carolinensis (green anole)
Lineage: Eukaryota; Metazoa; Chordata; Lepidosauria; Squamata; Anolidae
Gene: cept1
Product: choline/ethanolamine phosphotransferase 1
Exons: 9
Coding region: 209-1459 (416 amino acids)
Biological process (GO): phosphatidylethanolamine biosynthetic process
Cellular component (GO): endoplasmic reticulum membrane; Golgi apparatus
Molecular function (GO): ethanolaminephosphotransferase activity; diacylglycerol cholinephosphotransferase activity
Source: RefSeq, a predicted model, not a curated record
CUCACGCGCCGCUCCUCCGUUAGUUUCUCCUUGGGCCGCGUGCGCGCGCCAGCCCUCCCUAAGCAACCGCCGCUCGGCCUUGUUUACGGCAGCUGGAAAAGGGACGUAAAAGCGCCGCCUGGGCGAAGAGGCUGGUUGAGAUAAACCAGGAUCUUAACGAUCUUUUACAGCAGUUCACACCUAUCAAACUUUCAAGGUUCAAAAAUCCAUGAGUGGGAAUCGAUCCCUGAAGAAACGAUGUGGGGAGUUGCAACUAGAAUCCCCUGUGCGUUAUGGCCAUGUCCCAUCUGGAGGAUGUUCACUGAGCAAGUUGAUUCAGUUACCUACACCACCUUUGUCAAGGCACCAGUUAAAACGAUUAGAAGAACAUAAGUAUCAAAGUGCUGGAAGAUCACUGCUUGAGCCAUUGAUGCAAGGUUAUUGGGAAUGGUUAGUCAGAAGAAUACCAGCUUGGAUUGCUCCUAAUCUCAUUACGAUAGUUGGACUGAUAAUAAAUAUAUGUACAACCGUAAUAUUAAUAUUCUACUGUCCAACAGCUACAGAGCAGGCACCUUCGUGGGCAUAUAUUGCAUGUGCUUGUGGUCUUUUCAUAUACCAAUCUUUGGAUGCUAUAGAUGGGAAACAAGCAAGAAGAACGAAUAGUAGUAGCCCUUUGGGAGAGCUUUUUGACCAUGGCUGUGAUUCACUGUCCACAGUCUUCGUGGUUUUGGGAACGUGUAUUGCUGUGCAGCUGGGUACAAAUCCUGACUGGAUGUUCUUCUGCUGUUUUGCUGGGACAUUCAUGUUUUACUGUGCACACUGGCAGACCUAUGUUUCUGGAACAUUGCGCUUUGGAAUAUUUGAUGUUACAGAGUCUGAACUCUGUAUUAUAAUAACUCACCUUCUCACAGGAACUCUGGGACCUGGGUUCUGGAAUGACACGAUUCCAGUGCUAAACAUCCAAGUGAAAAUUCUCCCAGCUCUUUGUACUGUAGCAGGCACCAUAUUCUCGUGUACAAACUACUUUGGUGUGAUCUUCACAGGUGGUGUUGGCAAAAAUGGAUCAACAAUAGCAGGAACAAGUGUCCUUUCACCAUUUCUUCACAUUGGAUCAGUGAUUGCAUUAGCUGCCAUGAUCUACAAGAAAUCUGCGGUGGAACUCUUUGAAAAACAUCCUUGCCUCUAUAUACUGACGUUUGGUUUUGUUUCCGCUAAGAUAACUAACAAACUGGUGGUUGCGCAUAUGACCAAAAGUGAGAUGCACCUGCAUGACACAGCAUUCAUAGGCCCAGCACUUUUAUUUCUUGACCAAUAUUUUAAUAGCUUUAUUGAUGAAUAUAUUGUACUUUGGAUUGCCAUGAUAUUUUCUCUUUUUGAUUUGCUCCGGUACUGUGUCAGUGUGUGCAAUCAGAUUGCUUCCCACCUUCACAUCCAUGUUUUCAGAAUCAAGACCUAUUCCACAUAUUCUAAUCAUCACUAGUUAAUUACAUGAUUGUUACAAUAAAAACAAUUGUUUUCUACUGGAGAGAAUACAAAUAUACUGAGGAGACUAUGGAAACUGGAGCAGACAGGAACAAAUCUCAUUUAUAAUAAUGUUGUAUAACUUCUACUCUUUGUUAUUGAUGACACUCCUUAGCUAGCCUCCUCCACUGAAAUGGGAGUUCUAUGCACUCUCCAGUCGAACAUGUAUUGUUUGAUCUGCUAGCGGUGUGCCCAGGAAAGCAUGCAGAGAGUAAAGCUUUGUCUUUGUAAUUACCUUGACCAAGGACAUGUUCAUGGGUGUAUGGAUUCCCAGCAGCAAGAAGUUCUAACAUAUGUGAGAACAUAUGUUAACAAACUGUCAGACAAUUUACUUUUUAAUUUUAAUAAAUCAUACCUUAGUAAAAUACUCAUUUAGUACCUACUCAAAAAUAAUUACUAAAGAGUUGAGCUUCUGUGACACACAGAUAUCCCACUAGCUCAUGUGGCUGGACUGUCUUGGACAUGAGUCUAGGUCUUGAUCUCAUUUUUCACCUAUUGCUGAUAACUGAAGUAGAUUAUUAAGAGUCAGAAAUGACACUUUCACAUUGCUGCACAUUGUCUCUCGAAACUGGGCCUUGAAAAGUGCCAUCUUUGGAAGCAAUCCGCCAUGGUUGAGCAGUCUCUCUUCAUUUCAAUUGGGUGAUGUAGGUCUGCUGAAUGCAAGUUGCUCAGCCACUGUGCUUGAUAAAUUGCACCUUUGUCAUUAAAGUUCUGCCCCCAGGACCCUGUGAUGGCAGGUGGGGGGGUAUUGAUUGUCAGCAUGCAGUACAGUGUGGUAUCUGUCAGUUUAUUUUUUAAAAUAAACAUUUAAAUAGUUUAUUUCUCCACUUUCUUCAGUGAAAAGUCUAAAAAAAUUACUUUUUUGUAUAAAAUUUAUGCAAAAAAUUAUUUCUGCUCUUUAAUAAAUAAGAAAAUUCUCAUAA